AGGUAUAGUAUAGCUGAUCCUAACCACCAGACACCAAAUUGGAAAAAUCAUUUAUACAUCAACUCUAUCUUUGAGGUCCAGUGUGUGACGAAGAAAGACGGAGACAGUAAAUAAAAUAUAUCAUCAAUCUCCAAACUCACGGUGACGGAGGUGAUGGGUGUGUGAGGGAGUGAACAGUGUCGGGGAGAACGUGGUGGAGACAACAUGGUGGUGAUGGUGAGGACGUCGCGGUUGCGGCCGGCGGCGAUGGUGGUAAUGGUGGUGUUGGGUGUGGUCGUUAAGCCCCUCUUCGCUCAAGAUCCUUCAGAAGCAGCGGAUAUGGAAGCAGUCGUGCAGGCUGUGUCAACAUCGUCCACUCCAACAGACCAGCCGGGGACCGACCAGGUGCGUGUGCUGGUUCUACAAGAGUCGGGCAAGCCAAGCUCCACCAGCUACGCCCGCCUCCUCACACCCUUCCCAGAACUCCGAUCUUUCACAGUCUGCUACAGGAUCCGCUUGAACAGGUUCAGGGAGGAGUCCACCCUCAUGUCCUACGCUGUGUCCAAUGACAAGGACAACGAGCUCAGGAUGGACCAUCAGGUGGCGAGCUUCAAGGUGUCACUGCACAGCAAGUGGACCCAGACCAAUCUACAGACACCUCUGCGCUCCUGGGCACACUUCUGUUUUACCUACAGCUACCUCACCAGUGGUUGGAAUAUCUUUAUGGAUGGGGAGCUGCGCGCACAUGGCACCCUCCCUCUGAUCCCCAGCCCACUUCUUGGUAACGGCGCUUACGUCAUAGGCCAGGAGCAGGAUUCCUUCGGUGGGGGGUUCCAACGUGACCAGAGCUACAGCGGGGAGAUCACCCAACUGAACUUCUGGUCCACUGCGUUGUCUAACCUCACCAUCAAGAGGAUAUCUCACUGCGAGGCAAAUGUGGAGGGAUUAGCACUUGGGUGGUCAAAACAGGAGUGGCAGCUGGAGGGUGAAGUUUACUCCCUAAUACGGCCUGUGAAGGACUUUUGCAAGACAAGCAAUAGCCGCCACUUCACCUUCUUUCCCAACCGCUUCACUCUUCAUCAGGCCCUCCAUCACUGCAAGGUUCUGGGAGGGAUCUUGGCAGUGCCUCAAACAGAGGAGGAGAACUCACUUGUGUUUCAGUCAUCCCGGAGCCAAGCAGAAUUUUGCUCAGGGAAUGUGGGAGCAUCUUACCUGUGGCUGGGAGCCAAUGACCAUGAGACAGAGCAACAGUGGGUAUACUGGGGCUCAGGAGAACCCAUCCCCCAAGAGGGAACCUGGCGUGGCACUGGGCCCAAUGGUGGCAUUGUUGAGAACUGCUUGGUAAUGCUGUAUGGCACCUUUCCUGGACAGUGGUCUGACAUUGCCUGUCUAAACACUUAUGCUUUCUGUGUGUCAUGUGAGUUUGAGAACCAAUCAGUUAUUCACCUGAAAGGUUUGGCUGUAUGCGAAGAAUCACCUUUUAACCUGCAUUACUUUCUCGGGGAGGAAAAGGGAGGCCUCCCCUCUUUUUCUGGGUUUUUUCACUCCAACAUUGAAUGGAAUGUCACUAAAGGUGCCUGGGUCCUUCAUUCACUGAAGGAAGAGGAUGCUAUGGCAUGGUGGAUUCCACCACGCUCUGGGAUGUAUCCAUUUGGCACCAACUUAUGGACACUGGGUUCUGAGAUAUGUGACUUACAUCCUGGUGAACAUGUCAACCUGACAUUCUCAAUAUGUGGCACAGACAAAUACACCUGUGAUGAUGGUUCCUGUAUUAAUAUAGAACAACGGUGUGACUUGAAGGUAGACUGCCCAGACAAAAGUGAUGAGGCCAAGUGCUCCGUGGUGAGCAUACCACAAGAUUAUCGCAAUGAUAUCCCACCCCCACCCCCUUCUCACGAUGAACAUCUGCCUAUUUAUGUGUCCAUCGGUAUCUCAUCCUUCCCCUCUAUUGCCACAGAAGACCUUACCUUUGUCACCGCACUGGAGCUAAAACUGCGCUGGAUGGACACAAGACUCAAUUACCUAAAUCUCAAGGGGGACCGAACACUAAAUGUUCUCUCCCAGGAAUCACAAUUGGAGAUUUGGACCCCUAGAGUGUACUUCAGUAAUGCACGAGGCAAUGUAUUUUCCAACUUAGAUCAAGGCUCUCGUAUUGAGUGUAUCAUGGAAGGUACAUCUGUGGUGGGUGGCCCUCACCUCUCAGAAGAAAUGAACAUCUUCAGUGGCUCUGAGAACAGCCUGGAGAUGGGGCAGCUGUACAGUGUCACUCACAGCUGUGACUUUGACCUUCUUAUGUUCCCAUUUGAUGCUCAGGUGUGCACAAUGCUCUUCACGCUGGUAUCAGCUUCCUCCACUUAUAUGAACCUCAUCCCUCUCACGGCUAACUACACUGGCCGUAUGAAACUCAUCGAGUAUGCUAUUGGUCACGUGUCUAUUGCUUCAUUAAACAAUCAAGAUUUCUCAACUGUGGCUGUAAAAGUGAGAUUUGCCCGUCGCUAUGGAUUCUACCUCCUUACUCUAUACAGCCCCACCACCCUUCUUAUCUGUAUUGCCUAUGCAACUCUCUACUUCAACCCUGAUGACUUUAACUCCCGCAUUGUUGUUUGUCUCACCUCACUUCUUGUACUCUCAUCACUCUACACACAGACUUCCAAUUCUUUACCCAAGACAUCAUACUUUAAGCUCGUGGAUGUGUGGCUCUUCUUCUCCAUUGUGAUGAUUUUCAUCAUUGUCAUGUUACAGACUCUGAUAGAUUUCUCCCAUCAGAAAAUGUUUGAUGACAACAGCAAAGUAGUUAAGUUGUUUAGGAGUAUACACAUGCUUUAUUAUAAAGUUACAAGAAAGUCAAUUGAUAAAAUAAAUUCAGCAUAUCUUAGGGAUCAUCACCUAAAAACAAAUGUAAAUGUUAUCAAAAUUGAUGUAAGCAGUUGCCAACGUAGAGAGAAAGUCUCUGAAACUCAGAAUGGGAACUGGAUGAAUAACAAGACUGAACAUCCGGAGUCGAGUACAGAUAUCCAGAAGCCUGAGGUGGUUCGGCAUUUACCAGUAUAUGGACGUGCUUUUCGGAGGCAAAAUUGGUCGGAAAAUCAAGAUGUUAAUAUGGCUCUAAUGAAGAAGAGCCGAAUCAUGAUACCCAUCAUCUUCUUUAUAUUCAAUUGCAUUUACUGGGGAACAGCUAUCAAAUAUGUAAAAACCAUUGAAGCUGACAGUGGUGAUGUGUAGAGGCUUUGGUAUGUAGUGAUAUUUAAAGGUAUUGGUUUAUUUGGAGUAGUGGGAGAGAAAUAAAUAUAAAAGAUAUCAAAUAAUAUAUAUUGUACCUGUACUAUAAGGUAUAUUUUGUAGAAUUCAUGGUUAUUAUUAUUAAAGACUAAAAGAUAUAAACCUAACACAAGAUGGUAGAAAUUACUGUACAGUAUUCACACUUGUGUAGUCCAGUCAAAUGACUGUAACUGUGUAUUAUUUUCUGAGGAUGUGGGGUCUCCUCACCAUACCUUUAUGCUGGUAGUCAUGUUAAAAAAGAAAGAAAAAUUAAUACUGUAUUGUAUACAGAAUAAUUAUUGGGAAGAUACAAAUACUUUAUAAAGUACUGUACUACAGUAUAUUUAGAAAAAGUUCAUUGCAGCUCGGUACACAUUGCACAGUACUGUAUAGUAUUUUAUUAUACCAGUAUAUGCUGUUAUUCAUUAGACACUGUACUUGAAGAUGAGAGAACUAUACUUAAUGUCCUUUAAGCACAGAGUUAACCACAGGUACAGAAAGGAAGAAGCAUUGGUAAUUACUUUAUUACAAAAGCCCCCAUAGAAAUGUGAAAAUGUAAUGAGAUAAUGUUUAAAGCAACUGUAAGUAUUCAAGUUAGUUAUGAACUUUUUGUUGUGACCUGCCAGGUCCCUUCUUUAGAGGUACAAACAAAAUGUGGCUUAUUCUCUUUUUUAGCCAGUUCCCUCAUGUAAGCUGGACUUUAUCCAAAAUGUUAAGAAAAGGAUUAUUAAUUGUUGUUGUACUGUAUAUGGAGAAACAGUAAGCAUAAGGUGUAACUUGUUCUAUUCUCAUAGCCACACAUAAAUGUGAAUACAGUACAUGUAAUGCCAGUUGGGGUGCAUGCUUGUUUUUCACUCAAUACACUUCAUCGCACUUCAGUAAAUUUUUUUUGUAAUGAAUGAAUUAACUGGAUGUUAACCCUUUCAGCAACUAUUAUGUGCCAAUCUCUAUGCUAUUCACCCCACACACACACACAAUAGUGGGAGAGGAAGAGUAAAGAUAUUGAACACACAGAGGAGUAGAUUCAGCUCAAAGGUGGCACCAUACACAAGGGGUUAAGAGAAUGUGUGUGCAAUUUGCUCUGGAUUCCAGCUCCUUGUAUUAGACAGUAAAUGGCUUGAUAGGGUAUAAGAAAUUUAACACUUGUUCAUUGAAGAUAUGUAGCCUACAGUAGAAUGUUGGAAAAAAAUAAAAUAAAAAUUUUCACUACUACUGUACUGUACUGUCAUUUAAUUUUAUAUGCAGUCAAGCAAAGAUGCAUUGACCCCACCCUGGCUCUUGUACUUGCAAUUUUACCUGGCAAUACUGUAUGUAAGGCCGAGGCUGCACUGAGAGCAGGCAAGUGUUGUUGCCAGCUCACGCCUGAUGCCAGUGCGGCCACAUCUAUGGGUUACAAUGUUUCAAAGUUUUCGACGCCCGCCCGCUCUCAGUGCAGCCGUGGCCUAAUGGAGAUUGUGAUUGGUGGAUUUAUUUUUUGGCUGUAUCACUGUCAGAAUAAAUAUUGAGCAAUCUAAA
Homarus americanus (American lobster) is the source of this 4752-nucleotide messenger RNA. RefSeq lists its product as uncharacterized. Lineage: Eukaryota; Metazoa; Arthropoda; Malacostraca; Decapoda; Nephropidae. The transcript has 13 exons. Bases 205 to 3201 code for a protein of 998 amino acids. Gene Ontology annotation, molecular function: extracellular ligand-gated monoatomic ion channel activity; protein binding. The record is from RefSeq and is a predicted model, not a curated record. Gene Ontology annotation, cellular component: membrane. Gene Ontology annotation, biological process: monoatomic ion transport.